Lottia gigantea (owl limpet) is the source of this 619-nucleotide messenger RNA. RefSeq lists its product as hypothetical. The coding region runs from base 1 to 606 and encodes 201 amino acids. The transcript is spliced from 3 exons. Gene Ontology annotation, cellular component: GINS complex. The record is from RefSeq and is a predicted model, not a curated record. Lineage: Eukaryota; Metazoa; Mollusca; Gastropoda; Lottiidae. Gene Ontology annotation, biological process: mitotic DNA replication initiation.
AUGGCGAAAUUAAGCGAUAACUACUUCAGUAUUGACGGAAUUUUGUCCACACAAGAGAGGAUACCAUGUAAAGUUGAAAUGCCUAUCUACAGAUUAGGUUACCUAGACAGUAGUAGUGACAGUGAUGAUCUGGUUGCAGGAACAAAGUUAGAAAUUCCCUACUGGAUGGCCCGGGGGUUGUGUAGUCGACGUAGACAGAUAGUCAGUAUAGAGAUGCCCAGACAAUAUCGUGAGGGGUAUAGGGAAAUCCUCACAGCUGAUGCUUCAGUAGUGGACCUCCAUCAGUUAGGGCCGUAUUUCUAUAAUUUUGGUUCUGAGUUGUUAAAUUUUGAGCACCCUGAAGUCAGUGACAUUGCCAAGUCACUUCUAAAGACUUUACAAGCCAGGAUUCGACUCAUCAUGGAUUCUUCACAGAAUUCUUUAAACGAAGAUAUUUCUAGACUCACCCAGAAACUCGACGAAACAGAGAGACAUUUAUUUAUAGCCGGACAGAAAGGUUUGAUUGACUUUCAGAGAUGGGAGACUCGUGAAACAGAAAAACUUGUUACGUCAGACAUGGUGAAAAAACAUAGGAAAAGAAAGCGAGCUAUUAUGGAAGCUACGUAAUUUGUUUGUGUUC